Messenger RNA from Oryctolagus cuniculus (rabbit), 4660 nucleotides. Lineage: Eukaryota; Metazoa; Chordata; Mammalia; Lagomorpha; Leporidae. The record is from RefSeq and is a predicted model, not a curated record.
AUGGCCGGGCGCGGGCAGGGAGGCGGGAGCAGGCGACAGGAGCGUGUAGGCCGCGCCGAGGCCUGCCGGGGCCGGCGUCCCUCUCCUCAGGCGCGCGCCUCCGCUGCCGCCAUGCCGUGCGCGCCGCCAGCUCCCGACCCCUCCGCGGGGGAGGAAGUAGUCCCUCCGCCGAGCGGAAAAGGGAGCGCGCGUGGCCCCGGAUCCCUGCGCGCGGUGAGGCGCCGCCGGCUUUGUGAGGGGGCGGGCGGUGGGGGCGGAGGUCCGGCCGGCGGCUGGCCGAGGGCGGGUCACUGCUGUCCCCUGCGGGAGCCGAGGCCCCGACGCGGAGCCGCCGGGCAGCGGGCCGGCCGCGGUCACCCGCCCCGGGGCCGCCUGGACAGGGACGCUUCACGGCCGGUCAUCGGGGGGCCAGGGUGCGCGCCCUCCGCGAGAGCCGGUCCGCUCGCUGGCGCUGGAGGACGCACGAGGCUCGAAACGGAGGCGCCGCCGCACCCCCGCGCCCGGGGACUGUCCCCCGGGGCGGCCGCCGAGGCUGAGCGGCGAGGAGUGGACGCUGGCCGGGAGAAGGCGUUCGGGAGGCCCCGAGCCCGGCGGUCAGGGGCCGAGGGCGCGGCCCGCAGCUGGCGGCCGAGCGGAGCUCGAGGGAGCGCGGCGGGGAAGGGGACCUGGGCGGGUGGUCAGCGCCGGCAGCCGCCCCUGCGGAGCGGGAAGCCGGCGUCCGGCGGUUGGGGGAGUGUGUGCUUAGGCAUCGCGUGGGGGCCAGGCACGGAUUCCGGGCUCGCACGGGCCCAGCUUAGGCGUCUCACCUGGCCGCCCGGUGCGCCCCGCGGGGAGCCGCACGAGUGCCCCCGGGGCGUGCAGCGCACCUGCACCGUCUCGGCCCGGUGCCCUCGGCGGCGGCGGCGGCGUGCGCACCCCUGGUCCGGGGCCUCCGUUUGCCAGUCGUUAGCUGGGGGACUAUUAAGUCAUUUCCCCUCUAGGUCUUAUCUGUCCUCUGAAGUUUGUGUCUACCUUGUACAGUUGUGAGGGUUAAAGUGUGUUUUCAGCAAACGAUAAGCACCAUGUACUAGCUAGCGCCUAUUUACACCAAACAGCAAAAACGCUUGUAUAGGGAGGGAGGCAGAUGUGCGUAAGGUACCACAUGUUCGGGCAAGUACACGAGUGUUCUCAGCAUCUGUUAGCAAACUCUGCAAGUGGUGGCGAUAACAGACGAAGGAGUGACCGCAGUGUUGCCAUCAGAGGACUUGGUGUCUUUUAGGGAAAACACAUGGAAACGAACAGCGACAAGAUUUGGGCCGUAGGUUGCCUGCGGGAGGGGAGGUGUUAGGGAGUGGCCCAGCAGCAGUGCUUGGGGGGGGGGACCCCAGGCAUAGGAACAACAAAGAGGAGUCAGGAAUUUCAUUUCAAGAUGAAGGAACUCAGGGAGGGUGACUCUGGGCUGAGUAAGAGCAGCGAGACGUUGGAAUUGGGAGGAAUUAAAGGGCUCUUAGCUAGCAAGGAUCUAUUUUCCAUUUUAGGAUGGAUUUCAGAAAGGAUUAAGACCAAGGAGCAGAAAAACCGCUUUAUAGAACCUUGCAUACAAAAGAAAUGAAGGUGCAUUCGUUCAAUAGUUAAAAGGGUGGAGAGGAAGAGACCAGAAAUGCAUAGGACUUCAGCAACAUAAACAGGCAAAAUAAGAACCACAGAAGUCUCGGGCUUGGGGCUUAGUGGGGCAGGGUUCCGCCCUCAGCUGAGCUGGGGCUGAAUGGCUGUGGCUAAACUGUUGCAUGGGUAACUGCAGGAGUUGAAGUUACAGCCUGCUCUUGCAGGACAGUGAUCUGAAGCUAUGAGACAGCGGAGUUAGCAAAUGACGGGGGAGAAAUGAAGCUUUGCAACAUUGACCAGAGAGUGUGUAUUUCAUUUGUAACCAAUACCACAAAGUAAAGGCCCCCAAAAGAUAUUACAAGAGUUUGUAUCCCAGACAGUGGCCAUUGUCUGAAACUAUAAGGUGGAGCGAGCAGCAUGGUAAGUGUUGCAACAGACCAGAAGCAUGACCUGAAUCUUUCUUUCCCUGGUACAUCCAUCAGAAAUACUCCUCCUAGAUUUUAUUUUUUAAAAAACAAUUAGCAAUUGGGUAUUUUUUAAAGAUUUAUUUAUUUGAAAGGCAGAGUUACAGAAAGAGAGCUUCCAUCCACUGGUUCACUUCCCAACUGGCAGCAACAGCUGGGCCUGUCUGAAGCCAGGAGCCAGGAGCUUCCUCCAGGUCUCCCACAUGGGUGCGGGAGGAGCCCAAGUGCUUGGUCCAUCCUCCACUGCCUUCCCAGGCCAUUGGCAGGGAGCUGGGUGCGAAGGGGAGCAACCGGCAUCCAUAUGGUAGAUGGUGUGCUGGCUCUGCAGACAGCAGCUUUACCCACUACCCAACAGUGCUGGCCCCUCCUAGAUUUUAAAUAGAGACAAGAAGCAGAAUGUCUUCCCCGUUCCUUUCCUAGAUGUGAGUCAUACCGACCAGGGGGAAGGAGAAGGGAAUAUACUGUGUAUCUGCCACUUAAUACCCAACGUGCCUCAGGAGUGGUCUCCAGAGGAGGCCUCCGUCUCCCCCAGCCUCCACACCACAACCUCACGCCAGCCUGGGCCUCGCCCUCCAAGCCCUGAUUUCUCCGGGUCUCGUUGAUCCCAAAGAUGAAGAGACAAGUGAAAUUGGUCUUGCCUUGCAUUUGCACAGGUGAGUCUUUGGAACAGUGGUGAGGGAGGGGAAAUCCCAUCAGGGCCCAAAGGGAGUCCUGAAGAGGGAAAGAUAAGAAUGGAGAGAAACUCCAAGUGGAGAGGUUGGGGAAGAAAGGAGAGUUCCCAGGUGCCCGGUUCACCCCCUGGCCGGUGCUCUCUCAUGACUGAUUUAGGCAACAGGUGAAGUAGAGCUGGGAACCUGAGCCGGGGACAGCCACAUCCCGGUGGUGAUGUUUGCCACGCAGUUGCAGAAGUACCGUCCCCCGUGGACAAGCCGGAGGAAGCUUCCCGGUAUCUCUCACUAAGGAGCAAGUCUGGCCGAGAACAGGGUAAAGACGCCCACUGUCUGACGCGAAACCGUCUUAAUAUUUUUAUAGAUGAAAGCCCCCAAAUGUUUAAGGUAAGACUAUCGAGAUGAGGUGAGGUGAUUUUUGGGCUUCAAAAUCGAAAGUCUCAUGGCUGUUCUUUUUUUUUUUUUUUUUUUUUUGACAGAGUGGACAGUGAGAGAGAGAGACAGAGAGAAAGGUCUUCCUUUGCCGUUGGUUCACCCUCCAAUGGCUGCCGCGGCUGGCGUACCACGCUGAUCCGAAGGCAGGAGCCAGGUACUUAUCCUGGUCUCCCAUGGGGUGCAGGGCCCAAGCACUUGGGCCAUCCUCCACUGCACUCCCUGGCCACAGCAGAGAGCUGGCCUGGAAGAGGGGCAACCGGGACAGAAUCCGGCGCCCCAACCAGGACUAGAACCCGGUGUGCCGGCACCGCAAGGCAGAGGAUUAGCCUAGUGAGCCGUGGCGCCGGCCUUUUUUUUUUUUUUUUUUAAUUUUUAUUUUUUCAGGUAGAGUUAUAGACAGAAAGAGAGAGAGACAGAGAGAAAGGUCUUCCUUCUGCUGGUUCACUCCCCAAAUGGCCACUAUGGCAGGCACUGCGCCAAUCAGGAGCCAGGUGCUUCCUCCUGGUCUCCCAUGGGGUGCAGGGCCCAAGGACCUGGGCCAUCCUCCACUGCCUUCCCGGGCCACAGCAGAGAGCUGGACUGGAAGAUGAGCAGCCGGGACUAGAACCGGCGCCCAUAUGGGAUGCCAGCGCCCAUAAGGGAUGCCAGCGCCACAGGCAGAGGAUUAACCAAGUGAGCCAUGGCGCCCACCCCUCUCAUGUCUAUUCUUAGCCAGCAACCAGCUCCCUGAGUUCUCGAAGGAAAGUACAUAUAUGAAAGGCUUCAGCUGAGUGCAAGGGAUACUUGACUGACUGUGGCCCGAGUGCUGUUUGUUUAGGCCAGGCAUUCUCCAGAGACUAGGGCCAAAGCCACCCAGCUGUGGUGAAGCCGAGUGGAGCCCAGGGUCCCAGCAGCCGGGGUGUGCACCCACGCCUCGGCGAGGCCAUGCCCACCACGGCAGGUGCUUCCGGGGUCGUGCUCUCCUGCAGACCAUGGCGGUUCUUUCUGGCAGAAGAUUUAACGAAGCCCUCGUGCCACAGGGCACCAUGGCUUUGCAUUCGCCUAGCUAUGCGCUGGUUUGUCCCGAGGCCUUCAUGAUGGCUGAGGUCAGCAAUUUGAGCAGUCAGUGUAUUCAUGUCAAGCAAAGAUGACAAAAAAUUCAUGCAACUCACAGCUAUCUUGAGAAUUGUCACAGAAUGGAUGUGCUCAUUAUAAUUUUUUGAGCAGAUUAAUUUUCAUAACAACUAAAGGGUAAGAUUUCCUCCAAGACAGGCUUUGCCAGAACCUAAGCCCUGGAAGGUUGCACAGCCCACAGAACUAAACUGCAUAUGCAGUCUCAGCAGAAAGCGAGGUCUAACAGGAGAGCGUGUUCUCCACCGUCGAUCAGCAGUUCAGAAACUCAAGUGCACGUGGAAAAUAUAGAAACUGUAGAGAUUUACUCUCAACCAGGCCCUGGUCCCACUUGGCUGAUGCUAAUUAACUCUUUGAAAUGACCAAAAAGUCCUUCAGCUGUCUCCUUUCUCUUUUUUU